UUGGAGGCGGGGCAGAGAAGAGAAAGAGAGAGAGGGGAGAAGAAAGAAAGGAAAGAAGGAAAGAAGGGAAAUGAGCAUCCAGUGAAGCCACAUCUGCCGUGGUGAGAAAGAAACCGGAAUCGAGUGGCUAUUGAGGAAUUUGGAAACCAAGAGUGCAGUCAGAGAACCAAUGGUGAAGGAAGAAGAAAUCCUCUCAAUGUGCUGAUCUUGCAGAACUCUUGGCCUCAUUCACAGAUCCAAAGGGGAAAAAGAAGAGUCAAGUGUCUGUCGUUCGGUAAAAAAUAAAUGCCACUCUCAAGAUGGGGAAGAAACUCUAUAAAUGUUCUGAAUGUGGGAAGAGCUUUCAAUACACGCGCCUUCUGCAGCAACAUGAAGUAAUUCACACUGGGGAGAAACCCUACACGUGCUUGGAAUGCGGAAAGAGCUUUGCGCUGAGAGAACAUCUGCGCAAACAUCGGAAAACUCACACUGGGGAGAGACCCUAUACAUGUUUAGAGUGUGGAAAGAGCUUCCGUGAGAGUGGAAAUCGAAAUAGACAUCAAAGGAGUCACACUGGGGAGAAACCCUAUACAUGCCUGGAGUGUGGGAAGAGCUUCACUGACAGUGGAAAUCUAAAUAGACAUCAAAGAAGUCACACUGGGGAGAAACCCCAUACAUGCCUGGAGUGUGGAAAGAGCUUUGCGUACAGUGGAAAUCUGCGUACACAUCAGAGAACUCACACUAGGGAGAGACCCCAUACAUGUUUGGAGUGUGGAAAGAGCUUCCGUGAGAGUGGAAGUCUACAUAGACAUCAGUGGACUCACACUGGGGAGAAACCCUAUCCAUGCGGAGAGUGUGGAAAGAGCUUCACUGCGAGUGGGCGCCUGCAUUUACAUCAACGGACUCACACUGGAGAAAAACCCCAUAUAUGUGUGGAGUGUGGAAAGAGCUUCACUGAAAGUGGGAAUCUAUGUCAACAUCAAAGGACUCACACUGGGGAGAAACCCUAUAAGUGCCUGGAGUGUGGGAAGAGCUUUGCGCUGAGUUCACAUCUAUAUAAACAUCAAAGGACUCACACUGGAGAGAAACCCUUUCAGUGCACGGAGUGUGGACAGGCCUUUGCGCAUAGUGGAAGUCUGCGUUCCCAUCAAAGGACCCACACUGGGGAGAAGCCCUAUCCAUGCCUGGAGUGUGGGAAGAGUUUUGCGCUGAUUUCACAUCUACGUAGACAUCAAAGGACUCACCUUGGGGAGAAACCAUAAACAGGUCGUCCUGGGUUGGAAACAGGUGUGGCACCUCAGAAUAAGCUUCACCUUGCUCUCAAACGCCACCAGAUCACGGCUGUAGGAUUUAUAGUUUAUUGUAAAGUUUCCAAAAGAAGGCAAAGGUUAAGUCAAUACAAAGUUCCAAAGUUCAGGUAAAAUGCAUGGUACAGUUCCAGAAAUCCUUCAGAGACAAUCAAAGUAAACAGGAAUCAUGAAGCAAGAAGCAGCUUAGCCCAAAAGCCGCACGAAGGAAUCCAAUGCAGAGGCAUGAAACAGCUUAGCAGAUAGCCACGUUGAAACUGACAGCUAAGAAUUGCCCGAGGAAGCCCUAAAUACAUUUUGCACAUCAAAACAAUCUAGUUUCCCACAAUCUGCUUUCCCACUGCUCCCUUGACCUGUCGCUGACCUAACUUGGCUGCGAUCCGAGAGCUCCGUCUCACGGUUUCGUUAUCCCUUUGAAGGAGCACCUGGCCUUCCUCCUUAUCAGCUGCAUUCCUGUCCUGUGAGAACUGCUUCUCCAGCUCGACUGCAGGCUGAGAAAACUGAAAACCAUCAGACUCAGGGGCCUGGUGAACCACAACACUAGGAUCCAUUCUGUAGGUUUGCUCUUAAGUUCAAUUUGUAUAUAAGUCAGAACAGAUACACUUCAAAGUAUAAUCCUAGACAUGUUUAAAGUGUGGAUAGUAUAUACUGAAGUGUUAUCACCCCUGCGGCAUUCCCUUUGUUGCCUGUGCUCCUGUUCAGAAGAUUCCCCCUCACUUUGUGUCCCUGUGAGAAUUGGAUUUUGACCCAAGAGGUGGGAGGAUGUGCAGGAAAUGGCUUGGGAACACAAGGGAGCCAAAAAGAGGAACCAAAGAGUGUUUGAGAACAGAAUAGAGACACAGGCAAGAAGCUGAGAAAGGGGAAAUUACAGGCAGAAGGGGGAAAGAAGGUUUGAUGUCAUGACCUAUAAAACCCUAGACGGCUCUGGUCCAGCGUACCUGUCCGAACGUAUCUCCUUCUCUGUCCCACC
Anolis sagrei ordinatus is the source of this 2256-nucleotide messenger RNA. The record is from RefSeq and is a predicted model, not a curated record. NCBI's taxonomy places the organism in Eukaryota, Metazoa, Chordata, Lepidosauria, Squamata, Anolidae.